AUGGCAACUAAUGCGUUUCAACCUGCUGCUGGUGGUGCGGCACGAGGUGAAGCCAAUCUUAGUGGCAUGUCAAAACAAUAUGCUGCCCGUGAUAUGCCAGCAAAUAAAACAUUGAAAUAUCGUGAAAAAGGUCAACAUACACAAGAAGAAUUAAGAUUAAAAGAUCGUGACGGACUACGUCGAGAACUUGAAGAACGUGAACGAAAUAUUCGUGAUAAACAACAACCACAACGUUCUUCAUCCGAUACAAAACGAAUUACAUCUGGUGGAACAACUAGCAGUCGAUCAAAACCAUCAAUAACACAUACUGAAACAAAUAUUGAUGCUGAUGAUCCUCUUGAUGAAUCAUCAUCAGAUGAAGAAACAACAUCAUCACGUCAUCCAUCGAAAUUUUCUAAAAAUACACAACAAAAU
Molecule: messenger RNA, 414 nt
Organism: Adineta steineri
Lineage: Eukaryota; Metazoa; Rotifera; Eurotatoria; Adinetida; Adinetidae
Source: the annotation of a GenBank genome assembly